Funneliformis geosporum is the source of this 234-nucleotide messenger RNA. The record is from the annotation of a GenBank genome assembly. Lineage: Eukaryota; Fungi; Glomeromycota; Glomeromycetes; Glomerales; Glomeraceae.
AUGGAAAGCAAUAGUCAACCUAACUUUACGAUUAAUUCACAUAUUGAUAACGAUCCUAUCGCUCCAAGUGUCAAUGCUAUACAAAAUCAUAAUGAUAUUUUUUCUCACGUGACAUCUGAAGUUAUGAAUAGCGAAAAUAGUAUUAUGCAACCGAUGACUUUAAGUAAUGAUGAUCAAAUUUUUCAGGCGAUUCCUAGUUGUUCAACCAAUUAUAUUCAAGAGAGCUUUAAUAUG